Molecule: messenger RNA, 1992 nt
Organism: Xiphias gladius (swordfish)
Lineage: Eukaryota; Metazoa; Chordata; Actinopteri; Istiophoriformes; Xiphiidae
Gene: sowahab
Product: sosondowah ankyrin repeat domain family member Ab
Exons: 1
Coding region: 74-1456 (460 amino acids)
Molecular function (GO): protein binding
Source: RefSeq, a predicted model, not a curated record
UAUCCCUCGGGCUUUACUUAAGCUAACUGUUACAGAUUGUCAUUUUUUUUUUCGCCCAGGAGAAAAGGACAAAAUGGCUUUAAACCAAGAAUCUGUAUUGUCCUUUUUGCUGGAACACGGAGGAAAAGUGAAGAACUCGGAGCUGGUGAACAAUUUUAGGAGUCAGAUCAACUGCAGCGAUCCCGCUGAAAAGCUGCACAAUAGGGACCUUUUCAAGAAGUUGGUGAACAGCGUCGCUGUGGUCAAACAGAUCGACGAGGUAAAGUUUGUAGUUGUGAAGAAGAGGUACCAGGACUUUGUUAAAGAGGGGGCGCACGAUGCCCCUCAGAAAACGCAGAUGGAUGACAGUUUCUCGAGCCAAAGUACUAGCUUUUCGUACACAUCUCCUCAUCGAGCCGAGGCGGCCAGGAUGAUUUAUUCAGACAUUGAAAACAAUAAUAUGGGCUGUCCACUGAACAUAAAUGGCAAUUAUUAUGGUGAUGCCACACGUAUGCAGGGAACAAGGCCGUUAUCCAGAGACAUUACUAGUGCGGACACAACCGCUGUCAAAGUCCUGAAUAUCUCCGGAGAUCAUGCGAGCAGAGCGGGUAAAGCUGGAGCUGUGUUCGCUGUCAUAGCAGUAAAAUCCCCACCGAGAGAUUCUGCACCAGAGGCACAGGACGGAUUAUGUUCCAAAGUGCAUCUUCAUAAAACUUCAGACAAACCAGUCACGCUGGGAACUAAGGUUUCUACACCAUCAGUGCAAACUCUGAAUUCUAACUUUCCAGCUUGUAAUAAGGACGCAUUAAGUGAACACCAGUGUCGGAAGCCCAGACAGACAGAGGACACGCAGCCCCCGGGCUUUCCCCAGGUGAGGCCCCAACACAAGACCACAAGACACGCAGAUGAUGCCAAGUACUUUGAGUCUGUGCCCUUGGAGCCAUUAGCUCAUGAGUGGUUGGUAAAGUGUGCUGCUGGACUGUGGGGGCAAAUCCAUGCUUUGCUACUGCGGGACACACGGUUAGCACAGAAAAAAGACUUCAUGUCAGGUUUCACAGCACUACACUGGGCCGCCAAGGACGGAAACAGCGAAAUGAUACAUAAGCUCAUGGAUAUCUCCAGGAAAAGGGGCACUUACAUUAACAUCAACAGAAAAGCACAUGGAGGAUACACGCCUUUACACAUAGCAGCCAUACACGGCCACACUGAGGUUAUGGUUUUGCUUGUGCAAGGGUAUGGAGCCAAUGUUAAUGAAAGAGAUAACGCUGGCAAGAAGGCCUUCCACUACCUGGGCAAAGGUGUCUCACCUGAGAUCAGAGCACUUUUGGGAGGACUGCAGCAGAGCAAGUACAGGGAGAAGACAGAAGAGGAAGACUACAGAGAGCACCCGAAAGGCUUCAACACUAUCAGUAAACUGUUCCAGCCUCACACAGGGAAGAAACAAAAGACAACAACCAAGUUUACGCAGGACUGGUGAGAAUGACAGGGAUCACAUCAAACUGUGAGAUGAACAAUGACAAAAUCGUAAGAGAUAAUAGUGUCUUAAUUUCUAUAUCGUGUUGAUAUUAACUAAAACCAUUGUUAAGUAUGCUUUAGAUCACUUAAAAUCUAUAACUGAAUUACAAAUGUGUAGUCUCACAGUAGUUAUUGCAAGCUCUAGCUGUCCUGUAUAGUGUAUCACUGCUGCAUGUACUAUUUAUGAAUGGUAUUUAUAAUCUAAUCAUCUUUUUUUCUUUAGUUGAAUUCCAUGUAUUAACAACGUGUGUAAUUUGUCACCCAUUUUAAUAACAACACAAUCCGUGGUAGUGAUACUGUACAUAUCUUCACCACUCAAUGUGUAAUAAAUCUCUUUAAAGUCUUGACUUCAGUGUAUGAGGAAAUAUGAGAACAGGCCACACCUGGGAAACAGUUGCUAUCAGCACCGGUGUGAAACAUGCCAUUGUGUUGUUGUUGUGGAAAGCUCAUUGCUUUUGUGCACAACAGAUCAUAGCUUUAUGAUAUUCUGAUCAUCAA